AUGGCAUUGCCUCCACCUCCUCCUCCAGACUUCAGUCCUGCAUUCAGCAACGUGGUGAGGAUUCUGAACUGUGACGUUAUGAUGCACAUACUGCGGACCAUUCUUCAGAGAGCAGUAGAACUGGAAACGCACUUGUGGACUGAAGCUAUGAUCCAAAUGGUGCUUCAUCUGCUUUCUUUAGGAUUACUAGAAGAGAAGCAGCAGUUACAGAAGUCUCCAGAAGAAGAAGUAACCUUUGAUUUUUAUCACAAAGCAACACGAAUGGGAAGCUCAGCCUUGAAUGCUGUGAAUGUGUUAAUGCUUCUGGAAAAGUUAAAGAGAGUUCCUCAGUUAGAGGCACAGAAGGACACAGUCAAUUGGAUACUGCAGAUGUUUGACACAGUGAAAAGAUUGAGAGAAAAAUCUAGUUUGACAACAGUAGCAGCUACAUCAGGCUCAGAAGCUACAAAAGGUGAUGAGACACAAAGCACUCAGGAUAAAGAGAAGGCUGAGCGGAAGAGAAAGGCAGAAGCAGCUAGGUUGCACCGUCAGAAGAUCAUGGCCCAGAUGUCUGCACUGCAGAGGAAUUUCAUCGAAACCCAUAAGCUCCUGUAUGAAAACACACUGGAGGCACAGGGGAAAGAAGAUGUUGUUAUGGAGGAAGAAAGCAUGUCUUCGGCAAUUGAUUACUCCAGAAUUGCUUUGGGUCCCAAACGAGGUCCAUCUGUUGCUGAGAAAGAAGUUCUGACCUGUAUUCUUUGUCAGGAGGAGCAGGAAGUGAAGUUGGAAGGUGCUGCCAUGGUAUUAUCUGCCUGUGUCCAGAAAUCAACUGCCUUAACUCAGAAUAGGAGCAGAGUUCUUGAAAUCUCAGGGGAUACACUAGAUCCUCUCUUCAUGCACCCUGACUUACCUUGUGGGACCCACACAGGAAGCUGUGGUCAUGUGAUGCAUGCAGCCUGCUGGCAGAAGUACUUCGAAGCCAUGCAGCUGAACUUCCGGCAACGUCUGCAUGUUGAACAGAUUUUUGACUUGGAGAAUGGAGAGUAUCUUUGUCCACUUUGCAAAUCUCUGUGCAAUACUGUGAUUCCUAUUGUUCCAUUGCAGGCUCAAAAAAUAAACAGUGAGGAUGCAGAGGCAGUAGCUCAAAUUCUGUCCCUGGCUAGGUGGCUGGAGAUUAUCAUAGUCAGGAUAUCGGGCUACAGUGUGAAAAAUGCUAAAGGAGAGAAACAAAAUCUUCCAGCUUUCGCCAAUAAGGGAAUGGGGAACUCUGCUUUGGAAUUCCAUUCUAUCCUUAGUUUUGGAGUUCAGUCCUCAGCCAAAUAUUCAAGCAGUAUCAAGGAGAUGCUUAUUCUCUUUGCCACCACCAUUUAUAGAGUUGGGCUAAAAGUUGCUCCAAAUGAAACUGAUUACCGAAUUCCUAUGAUGACCUGGAGCACGUGUGCUUUUACCAUCCAGUGUAUAGAAAACCUCUUGGAAACAGAGGCCAAGCCUUUAUUUGGAUCUCUACAAAAUAGACAGCACAGUGGCCUUAAAGCAUUAGUGCAGUUUGCAGCUGCUCAGAGAACAACAUCACCACAGAUCCUGAUUCAGAAACAUCUGAUUCGUCUCCUAGGAGUUCUUCUACCAAAUUUUAAAGUGGAGGACACUCCAUCCCUUUUAGAAGUAGAUAUGUUCCACAUUUUGGUGGGAGUUGUAUUAUCCUUUCCGUCUUUAUACUGGGAGGAUGCUGUAGACUUGCAACCUUCAUCAAUCAGUUCAGCCUAUAACCACCUCUACCUCUUCCAUCUGACAACAAUGGCACACAUAACACAAAUCGUUGUCUCUUCAGCAACAGAAUCCCCUACUGCGCGAUCAUCUGACAACAGUGAGGAGGCACGAUCUGCACAGUCUUUCUGUAGAGAGGUUUGCCAGUACACCAGUGGAUGCUUUAGUCAGGAUGUUCCAGGCUGGCUUGUGUGGGAUUGUGUUAAAAAAGGCAUCAUGCCAUACCUUCGUUGUGCUGCUUUAUUUUUUCAUUAUUUGCUGGGAGUUUCUCCACCUGAGGACCUACUACAAGUUUCUGAAGAAGGGCAAUUCAAAGCGCUUUGUAGUUACCUCUCUCUACCUACCAAUUUGUUCCUGCUCUUCCAGGAAUAUUGGGACACAGUAAAUCCACUGCUUCAAAGGUGGUGUGCUGACCCAGUGGUGUUAAGUUGUUUGAAGGGGAAAAGCAUUGCAAUAAGGUAUCCCAGGAAAAGAAAUAGUUUAAUAGAGCUUCCUGAAGACUAUAGCUGCCUUCUGAACCAAGCCUCUCAGUUUAGAUGCCCGCGGUCUUCUGAUGAUGAACAAAAACAUCCAGUAUUGUGUUUGUUCUGUGGGGCUAUGUUGUGUUCCCAGAAUACUUGCUGUCAGGAACUGGUGAAUGGGGAGGAGUUGGGAGCCUGUACUUCUCAUGCUCUUCAGUGUGGAGCUGGAGUCUGUAUGUUUCUCAAAAUCAGGGAAUGCAAAGUUGUCCUCAUUGAAGGUAAAACCAGGGGCUGCUUAUAUCCUGCUCCCUACUUGGAUGAAUAUGGAGAAACAGAUCCAGGUCUGAAAAGAGGCAAUCCCCUGCACUUAUGUCGAGAGCGUUACCGGAAGCUCCAUCUGCUAUGGCAGCAACACUGCAUCAUAGAGGAGAUUGCCAGGAGCCAAGAAACGAAUCAGAUCUUCUUUGGAUUCAACUGGCAACUGCUCUGAGUCUCUUGAUUUUUAGUUACAACUCUUACCUUUUGGCAGUGCUUUGGAAAAGGAAAGGAGGGUGGCAGUAAAUAAUCUACUCUCAAGUGGAUUCUGUAGUUCAGACACAAUUGGUGGAUUCUCUAGGUUGGACGUAUUACUGAUACAUUGAAAUAGAAACUUCAUCUGUGUGUUUUGGGUUUUUUUUUUUCUU
This is a messenger RNA of Cariama cristata (Red-legged seriema), 2887 nucleotides long. Its product is annotated as E3 ubiquitin-protein ligase UBR1-like. The transcript is spliced from 24 exons. The record is from RefSeq and is a predicted model, not a curated record. Gene Ontology annotation, biological process: protein ubiquitination; ubiquitin-dependent protein catabolic process via the N-end rule pathway. Gene Ontology annotation, cellular component: cytoplasm; ubiquitin ligase complex. Lineage: Eukaryota; Metazoa; Chordata; Aves; Cariamiformes; Cariamidae. The coding region runs from base 1 to 2694 and encodes 897 amino acids. Gene Ontology annotation, molecular function: ubiquitin protein ligase activity.